AUCUAUGUGGUUGAGCGAGGUCCAGAGGCUGAACAAGCAACCUCAUGAUGAUCUUAUUUAGCAUUGGAACCCUUUGUAUUAUGUGAAAGAUUCCUCCGCCAUGGCUGCUCCUUUUCUAAGCUCCCCUCUUCAAAUCACAUCCACUUCUCCGAUUCUCUUCACUAAAGUGACUCCCACAAACCAAAUCCAUUUCAACCAGAGAACAGCAUCAACAUGCACAUCCAACAAACUCCGUCUCCUCCGCCGUUCCGCUGCCGCUGGUACCGCCGUGACGGAUCAGACAGAAGGAGGAGAAGAGGUUCUGAUAAACCCCACGCCUGAAGAGGAGAAACGUGAAGAGGUGGUGGAUUACGAUUGGACAGAGGAGUGGUACCCUCUGUACCUCACCAGAGACGUUCCCGACGAUUCGCCGCUUGGUCUCACCGUCUUCGAUCGCCAAAUCGUGUUGUACAGAGACGGCGAGGGAACGCUUCGCUGUUACGAAGAUCGGUGUCCACAUCGGUUAGCUAAGUUGUCUGAAGGACAAUUGAUUGAUGGGAGGUUGGAAUGUUUGUACCAUGGUUGGCAAUUUGAAGGAAAUGGCAAAUGCGUCAAGAUACCACAGCUUCCUGCGAGUGCCAAGAUUCCAAAGGUUGCUUGUGUGAAGACCUACGAGGUGAAGGAUUCACAGGGAGUUGUGUGGGUUUGGAUGUCGACAAAGACGCCUCCAGACCCUGAAAAACUUCCUUGGUUUGAGAAUUUCGCUAGACCCGGUUUCUAUGACAUCUCGGGUGUUCACGAGCUACCUUACGAUCACUCCAUCCUUCUAGAGAAUCUUAUGGAUCCGGCUCAUGUCCCUAUCUCUCAUGACAGAACUGACUUCACUGCCAAAAGAGAAGAUGCUCAGCCGCUUGUCUUUGAGGUCACGGAGAGAACUAACCGUGGUUUCGCAGGGACUUGGGGACGGGAGAAAGAAGGCGGGAAGGGGAGUAAUUUACUCCGGUUUAGUGCUCCAUGUGUUCUGCAGAACAACCGGGAGUUUGAGGGAAAGGACGGGGUGAAGAACUACUUUUCAGGGCUGUUUCUUUGUAGACCUACAGGACAAGGGAAGUCUAUGCUUAUAGUUAGGUUUGGUGUCACGAAAAGAUCGCCUUUGGUUCAGGUAUUACCUCUAUGGUUCUGGCAUCAGAAUGCAUGCAAGGUCUUUGAACAGGACAUGGGGUUUCUAUCGUCACAGAACGAGGCUUUGAUGAAGGAGAAAGUACCAACUAAGGAGUUAUAUCUGAACCUAAAGUCAUCAGACACGUGGGUUGCUGAAUAUAGAAAGUGGAUGGACAAAGUUGGUCAUGGGAUGCCUUACCAUUUCGGGCAUAGGACGAUCUCUCUCCCUAAGGUCCCUCCUGUAGUGGAACACGCCCCUGCAGGACUCAUUGCAGGUCUCUCGGCUUCGUACCCUGCAAAAGGUGGAAUUGGUACUAUGCAGGCUCCCAAUUUGGCUAACCGCUACUUCAGACAUGUGAUCCAUUGUAGAAGCUGCAGCAAAGUGAUCAAAUCUUUUGAACUCUGGAAAAAUAUCCUCUUUGGUACAGCCGUGGCCUUGACGGCUUUGGCCAUUCUGGUGGUUAGUAGACAGUGGAAGGCUGUACUGUUAGGUUCAGCUACGUUGUGCUCGGCCGCAGCUUAUGCUUGCUUAAGAGCUAUACAAAUGAACACCAAUAACUUCAUUAGAACACACAGAAGACUAUGAAAAUGUAUACCGGCAUGUCGCUUCUUCCUACCAUUUGUAUUUCAUGAAAUACUAUUUUGCUUGUAAUCAUGAAGUUUCUAUAUUUUUAAAACUUGAGCCAUUUCUUUUCUUU
This is a messenger RNA of Brassica oleracea var. oleracea, 1838 nucleotides long. RefSeq names its product protein TIC 55, chloroplastic. Lineage: Eukaryota; Viridiplantae; Streptophyta; Magnoliopsida; Brassicales; Brassicaceae. The record is from RefSeq and is a predicted model, not a curated record. The transcript has 3 exons. Gene Ontology annotation, biological process: protein targeting to chloroplast. Gene Ontology annotation, cellular component: chloroplast. Gene Ontology annotation, molecular function: 2 iron, 2 sulfur cluster binding; chlorophyllide a oxygenase activity. The coding region runs from base 101 to 1726 and encodes 541 amino acids.